Molecule: messenger RNA, 2481 nt
Organism: Podospora anserina S mat+
Lineage: Eukaryota; Fungi; Ascomycota; Sordariomycetes; Sordariales; Podosporaceae
Exons: 1
Source: RefSeq, a predicted model, not a curated record
CCGGAUUACGGAGCGGACCAAAUUCACAACCCUCCCUCUGUCGCGCGCGCACAUGGACAGCCCGUCAUAGUAGAGGGACCUUAUCUUCGUGGGACAAACAUGGCUUCACCGCCAGGAUAUCAGCAGCCCGACUGGGAGCCUGCCUUCAACGCCAGGAUGUUGACAGAUUUCAGAGAGGACCUUGCCCGAAUGGACGGAGUCAUAACACCAGGAGUAGACGACACUCCAUAUAUUCACCAAGCGAUUGAAGCACUCACUCGCCGUGAUCGCGAUACUGGUUAUUCCGCAAAUGAGUCUUCGAGCAGUGACAGCGCACAGGCUGGACCGUCGAUAUAUCCGAACCAACCACACCGACAGGUUUACCAACACCCUCAGCAAACGCCACGACCUAUCUCCACGGGACCAAUUCAGGAGGGGGAUGAAGUGCUGCAACCACCUAAUCCACAAUUUUCGAAACCAAAUCCAGCCGCUUCCGCCGACUCGCUUGCCGAAAGUUUGCUCAAAGGCGCUAGGAAACCUGCGCAGCCUCAUGAAUGGAGACCAGUGGAGAGGGAGGAGAUUCUCAACAGAACUGGGGAAUGGAAGGCCCAGGGAGUACCGCCACUUACUUUUAGGCCAUGGCCAUUACGAGCACCCGCUUUGUUUGGGUUCAUGGCCAUGUGUGUGCUGAUGAUCGCGGCUCUUGCCUUUGGUGCUGUUUGGUCACAUCAAAAGCAGGGGUUAGUUGGUUGGGACGACAUCGUGGGCGGCCGGUAUUUCGUCUUUAGGAUCCUCCCGCAACUAAUCGGGGCUGUCUUCCUGCUCUAUGCGCAGUUCAUCAUCACAACCAUCUUCCGGAUCCUACCGUUUGUGCGGUUAGCUUCUCACGACCCUCAGGUCCGUGAUGGUGCGGUAUACCAGAGACUCUACCCUUCGUUUCUCUGGCCGAAGUUUGUCGGACCGUGGAAUGUCUGGGUGCCGAUCUUUGCUACUUGGCUGAUGAACUUUACCAUCCCGCUUCAGAGCUCGCUUUUUACGGUUAUUCUUGCGGAAGAGGGGGAGGAGAGACAGUGGGUUUGGGCCACAUGUCAAGGUGUGGCUUGGGCCUUGGUAGGGUUAUACCUGUUGUUGCUCAUUUCAACAAUCAUCGUCUGGAGAUUCUGGGCAACUACCGAAAAGACCGGUCUGAUUUGGGACCCUCGAUCUCUGGCCGAUUACAUCGCCAUCGUCUCCGAAACCAACACCGCGACCGACUAUCGCGGUACUCAACUCGCCCGCGGAAUAGAGGGCAUCCGCUUCGCCCUCCGCCGCCGUGCUCACGAUAGGCUAGGGUACUGGACCUGGAAAGAUGGUCGCCCGGGUUUCUGGCAUACUCUUGGGAGCCCCAUGGAUAACGAGUCCAACCUCCUUCCCUUUCCGGAUGUCACCAGCGGUCAAAGAAUGGAGAAACAACCAUUCAACAACCAAAGCCCCCUAAUCGAAAACCCCGAUCACCAUCCCGACCUCGAAACCUCGGACCCGAACGCCACAAUCCGACACAGAUACCUCCCCUGGUCUUUGCGAACAAGCCAACUCCUCUGGUUCAUCAUCGCGAGCGUUAUCCUCCUUGCCGCCCUCUUUGUCGUCUCCUUCCUCCCAUCAACUCGUAUAAGCAAGGGCUUCACCCCCGGAUUGCGCGCCGACCCCCAACCAGGCGCGUUCUCCGCCGCGGAUUUCCUCUACGCGUUUGUCCCCUCCCUGUUGGGGAUGAUGCUGUUCCUCAGCUUCCAGCACAUAACCACCCACUUCCUCAUCCUCACGCCCUGGGCGGCACUAUCUUCCCGCGGCGGUUGCCGAGCGGAAGAGGGACUCCUAGUCGACUACCCAGCCUGCCUCCCCCUCGAAUCCAGCUUCAAAGCCCUGAGGAACAAGCAUUUCCGCGCGGCGUUUCUGUCGUUCAGCUCAACUUUGUUUCUGGCGAUCCCGGUCCUGGCAGGGGGGAUGUUUAUGGCCUUGACGAAACUAUCCAGAACGAGAAGGGAAGAAGACGGGGUGGUGGUCGAGGACUGGGAGCAAGAGGUGAGGAUGUAUGCUAACAUGCCUGCUUAUACUCUUUUGCUGGCGGUGCUGGGGCUGUAUCUCGUGGCGUUGGUGAGUCUUGUGCCAAAGAGGAAGGAGGUGGGGAUGCCGCAUGGGGUUGGGUGUCUGGCGGAGGUGGCGGGGUAUCUUGUGAACAACGAGUUGAGGGAGGAGCUGGCUUUCAAGAGGUGUGUCAACAAGGAGGAGCUUCUGGAACGGAUGGGUGCGGGGGGGAGGGGGAAUGGGGGGAUUGAUAUGAGUCCGAGGUGGUAUUUCGGGUUUGGGGGGGAGGGGGUGGCGGGUGUGCCGCUUAUUGGGGGGGAGCAGCAGCAAAAUGGGGGGAUGGAGAGUGAGCUUGGGAUUAGGAGGUUGAGGAGGUUUACUGAGAAGAGGAGGGUUAGGAAGAGCAUGAUUAGGAGGGGGAAUGAUGGGUUGUCGUUGUGA